CACCACCUAGCGCGUCCCACGUCUCCUUGUAUCACCCUCACCUUUACUUCUACCUCGAGCCCUUCGAUCACACAGUAGUCGGCUCUUUCUAGCUUUCCAGGUGCUUUCGAGGAGGAGCAAGAGGCGGAAGAGGAUGGUGGGGAUUUUCUCUCGGAUUUCCGGUGGCUGGGGGCACCGCCGGUCGCAAAGCGCGAUGGAUGCGAGGAACACACUGUCGCCAAACAUGGAGGAAGGAAGCUCUGUUCCGGCUGCUGUCAGCCAUGGAUUUGAAGCGACAGUUGAGUUCAAGCCAGUUGAGCACCCAUCUGAGCCCCUUGUCUGUGAUCAGCCAGUAACUUGCCCGCUACCAGAACCUUCUAUACUAAAUGAUAGAAGAAUAUGGAAAGAACGAAGAACUUCAGCUACUGCCCAUGCGAAGGCUGAUUUGCCAGUUGUUAAGGAUGGAUCACACCUCCAGUCCCAAGAUGGCCGAGCAAACCCUACUCCGAAUCCAGCAAAACGGCUGAUAUCACCGACUCUUAGCGCACCUGAACAUAAUAUCAUCACUCUCCUUGAAGAGUGUAAUACAUCCGAGGAUCAUGCAAUUAACUAACAAAAGCCUGUCUGCAGCCACUCGUGUAGAUACGCCUUUUCUAUGUAUUAUGCUAUACUUCCAAGCCCUUCUGUCUUAUAAACGUUUGCUGGUUUCCCAUCGAUGAAUUACGACCACGAACCGAUGAACCAUAAAAAUAGUUGUAAAGCACCUCAUGUAUUAUGCAAUUGCUUCUUUUGGUCA
Musa acuminata AAA Group (dessert banana) is the source of this 775-nucleotide messenger RNA. RefSeq lists its product as uncharacterized. The coding region runs from base 134 to 592 and encodes 152 amino acids. The record is from RefSeq and is a predicted model, not a curated record. NCBI's taxonomy places the organism in Eukaryota, Viridiplantae, Streptophyta, Magnoliopsida, Zingiberales, Musaceae. The transcript is spliced from 3 exons.